Messenger RNA from Fundulus heteroclitus (mummichog), 5623 nucleotides. RefSeq names its product phosphatidylinositol-5-phosphate 4-kinase, type II, alpha a (gene pip4k2aa). Gene Ontology annotation, biological process: phosphatidylinositol metabolic process. The record is from RefSeq and is a predicted model, not a curated record. The coding region runs from base 962 to 2293 and encodes 443 amino acids. Gene Ontology annotation, molecular function: phosphatidylinositol kinase activity. Lineage: Eukaryota; Metazoa; Chordata; Actinopteri; Cyprinodontiformes; Fundulidae. The transcript is spliced from 11 exons.
GACGGGGCGGGAGGUGCGGCGAAUCAGCGCAGCGGCAGACAUUGCACGGCCCGGACUGUCACCUCCCAUCGGUCGAGCUGUCAUUUGACAGCGGCACACAUGAACAUCGGCGCUGCGGACUCGGAGCUGACCCGCGGACGGUGGACACCAUAACGUCGCUUCUGCCGCUCGGUGUUGUCGUGUCGAGCAGGGCACGGACAUGACAGGCUACGCCCCUGUCAUCUCCACGGACUAACCACAAAGGCGUAGGAGGACCUCGCGGGCGGCGCUAGCAGCAGCAGCGGCGGCGGCGGCGCUGGCUUAGCUCUCGGGCUAACGGUAGAGACGCGCGGCGGUGAGCGGCGGAGCCUGCGUCUGCCUCGUGCCGUCAUAUGGCCAGCGAAGGUCGGGGAGGGACUGUAGCUGUUCGCCUGCUUCUCCGCUUAGCAUCACCCGUUCGUCCUUUUUAAUCCUUUCUCUUCUUUAGUGUGGGGGGGUUAGACACUAGCUUGUUCUCACGGGACAUUUUUACGCUUCCUCCCGUUGUCGGUGUUUUUCUUUAACCCCCUUUUUUUUUUAUUAUUAUUAUUUUUUUAAAUUUUAACCGUUGGCGGUUUGCUACCCGGUCUAGCUAGCGAUGCUAACGGCAGCUCGGUGAGCAGCUUCCAGACGAGUCGAGGAAGGAAGAGCGUUGAUGUGGGCUGGAAGGGGAGGCGGAGGACAGGGUUUUAGGCGCAGGAGAGCAGCGUCGUUAGCUUAAAGGUCUCAUCCUCCCUUGGGAUAGAGCCCGAGCUAACGCCAAAAAAAAAAAAAAAAGAAAAACUCGGCCCAUUCGGUUCGUCAGGCGGCUAAAUGAACGGCGUUAACGCCGCCGCGUCGUGAGGCCACGGUGCCAGCUUUCCGAGAGGAGACGCUCUUCUAAGACACACCGCCAUCCAUCGCGCAGACUGCAGCAGCCACCCAGCAGCCCCCGCUUGGAAACAUGGCCUCGGCGGCCAGCAUCGCCGCGUCUAUCGCGAGCAAAACCAAGACGAAGAAGAAACACUUCGUCGCCCAGAAGGUGAAGCUCUUCCGCGCCAGCGACCCGCUGCUCAGCGUGCUCAUGUGGGGAGUCAAUCACUCGAUAAACGAGCUGAGCCAUGUUCAGAUCCCCAUCAUGCUCAUGCCAGAUGACUUCAAGGCCUACUCUAAGAUUAAAGUGGACAACCACCUCUUUAACAAGGAGAACAUGCCGAGCCAUUUCAAAUUCAAGGAGUACUGCCCACUUGUGUUUCGAAACCUCAGGGAGAGGUUUGGUAUCGACGAUCAGGACUUCUCGAACUCUCUGACUCGCAGCGCUCCCUUGAACAGUGAGGCCCAGGGUCGCAGCGGGGCCCGCUUUCAUACGUCUUACGAUAAGCGCUACGUCAUCAAGACCAUCAGCAGUGAGGACGUGGCAGAGAUGCAUAACAUUUUAAAGAAAUACCAUCAGUUCAUUGUGGAGUGCCAUGGCAACACCCUGCUGCCUCAGUUUCUGGGGAUGUACCGUCUCACGGUGGAUGGAGACGAGACCUACAUGAUUGUUACCCGCAACGUCUUCUCCCACCGCCUUUCCGUCUACAAAAAAUAUGAUCUGAAGGGUUCCACAGUGGCAAGAGAGGCCAGUGACAAGGAGAAGCAGCCACCCCCACCAGAGGAUGUGCCCCAGCGGCAAAAAUCUGGUAACGUUCAGCAAAGGCUGCAAACACUGCGGAUUGCCACACGCUUUUACUGUGCCAUGAAACACGUAAGAGAUGCGAAGGAACUGCCCACCUACAAGGACAACGACUUCAUCAACGACGGGCAGAAGAUUUACAUCGACGGGGAGAACAAGAAACUGUUCCUGGAGAAGCUCAGGAAAGACGUGGAGUUCUUGGCCCAGUUGAAGCUCAUGGAUUACAGUCUGCUCGUGGGGAUCCACGACGUCGAGCGAGCCGAGCAGGAGGAGGUGGAGAGCGAGGACAACGAGGCGGAGGAGGAGGGCGAGAGCGACGGCGGGGUCAUCGGCACACCCCCCGACAGUCCCAGCAACACCCUAGACAGCACCAAGCCACUGUCACCCGGAGAGUUCGAUCCCACCAUUGACGUCUACGCCAUCAAAAGCAAUGAUGGUGCUCCCAGAAAGGAGGUUUACUUCAUGGCCAUCAUAGACAUCCUGCAGCAUUACGACGCCAAAAAGAAAGCUGCCCACGCCGCCAAAACGGUCAAGCAUGGGGCUGGAGCAGAGAUCUCCACGGUGAACCCAGAGCAAUACUCCAAGAGAUUUUAUGAUUUCAUCACCACCAUCCUGUCAUAGCCCCCCAGAGCGACGAGAGCACCGAGGCACACGGGAAAGAGAGGGAAGGUGGGAGGGGAGCGGAGGGGAGGGGGGGGGGGGGGCAGAGGCUGCAAUAACGAGGUGCCGUGGUGGCUUUGUGUCCCUCUCCCUUCGUUCCGUCGGCGGUCGGCUUCUCUCUCCUUCAGCGGGGCGCCGUCUGUCUGCGGCUAAACAAAACAUCGUUUGUUUACAUUUAACCUCUCCUGUCGAGUUCUGUUUUCACCUGUAACUUUUGGAUGAUGAGGUUGUUUUAAAGCAAAGUGUCCAAGUCAUUUCACACCAGGAGUUCUUGUUUGUAGUCUUUGAUGUCGGCCUGUGGCGCUUUUUUAUGACUAUUAUUAUUAUUAUUAUUAUUAUUAUUAUUAUUACCCGUAGACCCACAUCCAGCACCUGCUUGUUUUUGUCCUAUUGUGACGUGAUGAUCGCUGUUUCCCUCAUAUCGUUCGGUGCGAGGCUGGAUUUCUAAAAAGCCGCUCUCGACGCGAAUGUUGAGCCUUGCCUGACCCAGUCGCUUCGUUCCAAGAAGUAGGAAGCAGUCUUCCAAGAGGCCAACGACCAAAGCCGCCCCUAAAAGGCUGCCCGCGCACCCAGCCGUACACAGCUGCCUCCUUCAUCGCUCAUCUUCCCCUUCUUGUUUACACAGCUUCUCAUUAGCUAAGUCAUAUGAUGGCCGUUUACGCCUCACUGUAUCUCUUUUUUUUUUUUAGCUCCUUUGUGAUGCACAGUAAUUUAAAAAGCAAAAGGGAAGACAGAAUAGCUCCAAAAACGAGCAGAAAAGAGUCCUUUUAGAUUUAGUUGUUGUGGGAGAGAUCGCAGUUUCUGUUUCUGCUGCAGAGGACGGCCCAGAAGUAACGAGCAGUGACGUCUCACAGCGAGUCACUGCUCGUUAAAGACAAAACUUUAAUAUUCACAGCAAAUCACCCCAAGUAAUUAGUUUUUUCCGUUGCCACCAGCACCUUAUGAGUAAAACCCAAACUGUUGCACUUUCAUUCUUCGUCAGGACCUUUUAUUCUGUUACACGCGCAGCAGCAGGAGAAACAGAGCUCGGUCGUUUCAGAACUGAAACCCACCCCACACACACACACACACACACACACACACACACACACACACACACACACACACACAGCACCUCACCCGUCUCUCCUUCUCCUUUACACGGGUCGGUUCGGAAGAAUUUGCUGCAAUAUUUGAGGUGUGGAGAGGAUUUUAGUUUAGUUUUUUUUCUAAAGUCACCUUUCUAAUCGUGUAGGAGGCGCUCUGUGGUGUGUCGCAGCAGUGCUGCCCUAAAAGGCGGUUUACCUCCAGCAUCUUAUCAGUGUUCAGAAAAUUGGGGGAGGAAGGAGAUCAGGAGGAGCAGCUGCGAUUUGGUUUUUGUCUAACAGCAACAUUCUCUAACCUCGUUUGUGACUCUGGUGUUUUUGGGUGUUUUUUUUAUUCUCACUAUUUUUUUUUAUCAUCUAUUUUUGAAUUGGGUGAUUAUUUUUUAUGAGUUUUUUUUUUUUUUUUUGUAUAUUUUGCACAAGAGGAAAGGAACCAAAUGUUACAAAUACGACCCCAAUUAGUGGAAAACGGUCUUAACAAGGGAAAUGCAAUAUACUCGUGUGUGACGUCGCUUCGCCGGCAACUAAAACAGGUCCGCUCGUUCUUUCUGACUCAUGCAAAAAGCUUCCAACGUCAGGUCUGUUUAAAUGUCAUAGAUUAUGUUGACGUUUCUAUUUUUACAUUGGAUUUUACUCUCCAAAUACAGAGGAAAGAGGAGCCACUCUGUGGAAUAAGUGUUGGUGCUGCGGUGAUGAAGAAUUACUUGUUUUUUGUUUUUGUUUUUUUGAAUUUUUACAAGUUCUAAUUGUAAGUUAAAAAAUAAAAAUAAAAACACAAAAAAAAAACCUGCAUGUCACAGGACUGAGUUUCCUUUCCUCUCUUUAAGCUGUCGUUGGGUCUGUUUUCCCUGUGCCCCUCCGCCCCAAACCACAUUAAAUAGUCCCUUCUGUUGCUUAUUAAUUAACUGUUUUCAUUGUAUACACUGUGCAAAAUGUGUGCCUUUAUACUCCAAAUUAUUUAAUUUUAUAUUUUGUAAUCUUUUUUUUUUUUAAAGACAAGUGUAAAGGGUUAUUUUAUUAACAGUGUGUUGACUUUGAUGUAUUAUUAUUUUUGUUGUGUGCAACCUUUCCCUCCAUUCAGCACCUGCUAAUACACUCAGUCCGUGUAAUGAAACAGUUUAAAUAAUCGUUUUCUAUCCAACGAUGUAAACAAAAAAAACAACAAAAAAAAGUGAAUAUUUGAAUUUAGUGGGUUUGUUCGAAGUCUGUAAGCGUAAAUCUGUGUUUCCUUUCUGCUCAUGCUGAAGGUGGUGUCUGCUCACAUUUUAAACCCCACUUUGUUUCCUGCUGGUCCUGCCUUUAAGAGAGAGAGUAUGUGUGUGUGAGAGAGCAUCGUGGAGUGUGUGUUUGUGUGUUUUAUCUCCUCUUCCACCAACCACAGAUGCAGUCGCGUUACUUCCCCUUUGUCUCUCUUCUGAGUUUUCAUCCUCGAAGCACCUGCUUGAUAUCAAAGAGUCAGGUGUCGCUUAUCAGCGUGCUCCAUCUCUGUAAACGGGUCGUCUUCACGCGCAGUAGGAACAGUGCGUGCCGCGCGCCGCUUGGCUCUGGUUUGAGUCUUGGCGCGAGGGAAGAAAGCUGAUAACAACCCUCCUCCAUGCUGCUGCUGCUGCUGGAGCUAACCUGCAUCGGCUCCGGGCCGCCAGUCGACCCGCUGCCACCGCUUAGCACACCAAAAGCACCUCUCAGCGGUCCUACCUGUGAGCUUAAGAACAUUGUGUUUGUUUUAGUAAAAUGCGUGUCUCUUGAAAUUAAAUGUUUUUUUCUUUCUUUUCUGUGGUAAAUGGAGUGAGGUGUGCAGUGACCGUGUCCAGAGUCACGGGUGGGAACGGCUCAGGGCUAGGCAUCGUCUGCAGACGUGGGGCAGCUUUAUUUGCCUUUUUUUAAGUUGAAGAAGGUAGAAAACUCUGUGGUGGACGCCGUUGUUUUUGUUUUUUUGUUGUUUUUUUCCUCCUCCGAGCGCUCUAAAUGUCGGCAUGCAGCAUCCCUGCAGAGCGAGCCUCGGUGUCAGCCUGCUGUGACGCCCUCAGACCCGGCGUUGCUUUAGGCGUUUGCUGCUCGUGCGUGUGAGAGCGUGUGCAUGUUUGUGUUUCCUUGCAGUGCCAGAGAGGUCAAGAUGUAAUUGUAUGUUUGUUUAUUCAUAAAUGACAAGUACACUCCAUUCCAUAAAGCAUUCACUCCAAAUGAUUAAAGCACUUGUUCUGCCUAA